Penicillium riverlandense is the source of this 3390-nucleotide messenger RNA. RefSeq names its product cytochrome P450. Bases 1 to 3390 code for a protein of 1129 amino acids. The transcript is spliced from 7 exons. Gene Ontology annotation, molecular function: oxidoreductase activity, acting on paired donors, with incorporation or reduction of molecular oxygen; monooxygenase activity; heme binding. Lineage: Eukaryota; Fungi; Ascomycota; Eurotiomycetes; Eurotiales; Aspergillaceae. The record is from RefSeq and is a predicted model, not a curated record.
AUGUUCCUGCAAAUUCUGGGCUUCCUGGCCCUCGCCUACCUGGUCUGGAGCUUGGUGGCCAUGGAGCUCAAUUAUCGUCGCGCGUCCUCUAUGGGGAUUCCAUUAGUGCGUCUGCUUAUCGAUCCGCAAAAUAUUGUUUGGAUGAUCAUUGAGCCUCAUCUUUGGCCGGUGCUCGACCAUCUGCCUAUUGACUGGGGCACCUUUGGACGUUAUUCUCGUCGCGGAUGGUACUUUUCCGAUAGGGGGGCAUCUCAUCGACGCUACGGCCCUAUGUGGGCUAUUGUAACGCCUAUUGACGUCUACAUAAAUAUCGCCGAUUCUGAAGCUAUUCAAGACAUAUUUCAGCGUCGGACGGAUUUCAUCCGCCCAAGUAAAAUGUAUAAGGUGCUUGAGGUCUACGGGCCCUGUAUCUCUACAGCUAGCUUGACGGACUGGCCCCGUCACCGGAAAGUACUAGCCACUCCCUUUAACGAAAAUAUCAUGUCCUUUGUAUGGGAUGAAAGUCUCGAGCAAAGUAGCCAGAUGGUCGGCGUCUGGGCUGCCCCAGAUACCAAACAGAUCGUUAGCGUUGCGAAAGAUACUCGCACACUCUCGCUGAACGUUCUUGCUGCCACGGGAUUUUGCAAGUCAUAUCAGUUCCGUAGCGCCAAUGACCAUCAAGAGGAGAACAGCCAAGAGACAGCAAGCUACCGUGACGCACUGCAGACUGUGCUCGACAAUUGUAUUUUAUUGAUGAUCGCGCCACGGAAACUGCUCUCUCUCCCGUUUGCCCCUAAGUCCUGGCAUGUUCUUGCAAAAGCUGCCGAUGAUUUCAAGCAGGACAUGGUCCGUAUGCUAAACAAUGAGACUAAGGCAUUAAACGAGGGAAAGACUGGCUCUGGCGGUCUCAUGACGUCUUUUGUACACGCUAUGGAUCUUAAACAGAAGGAAGACAUGAUGGAAUCAACAAACAAAUUGUCGCGAAAAGGGCUUACCGUCAACGAGAUCUUUGGGAAUAUUUUCGUCAUCAACUUUGCUGGUCACGACACCACUGCCAAUACCUUAAGUUUUGCUAUGCUUCUUUUGGCGGCACAUCCAGAGGUUCAGGACUGGGUGGCUGAAGAAUUACAGUCAGUUGUCGUCACAAAAGGCCAUUAUGCCGAGCUCUUCCCCAGAUUAACCCGCUGCAAAGCUGUUAUGCUUGAAACUCUCCGUCACUUCCCACCUAUACCGUCUCUACCUAAGUGGACUAGUGACCAGCCUCAAGCUCUAAAGGUAGGUGAUAAAACCGUGAUAAUUCCUCCAAGCGUAGGGAUCAACCCAAGCAUCCUCACUAUGCACAUUCAUCCUCAACAUUGGGAAGACCCGCUAGCCUGGAAGCCCUCGCGGUGGGUGACAAUAUCCGAAGAGGCAGACGCAGCGACUACGAUCGAAAACGAGAGAAUUAUCACUCCGCCCCGUUGUACGUACUUCCCGUGGUCGGAAGGCCCACAGAAUUGUCUGGGCAAAAAGUUCUCGCAGGUGGAGUUUGUCGCGGUGAUGGCGAGUCUUUUACGUGGUCACCGGAUUCGUGCUAUCCAAAACGCCGGGGAAACGCCUGAACAGACGCGUGAGAGGAUCUUAGCCACCACGACGAAUGUGGAUCUGCAGCUGCUUCUUCGGAUGAAAGAUGCAGAUCAGUCCGGCCGUAGUGGUCGGGAAACCCGAACAAAAAACGUCGGUGCGGGAGGGGCGGGCCCCGGACGUUCUGCCGGAAUCGCCUGGGGCGACUCUAUCCUCGACGAGCUCCGUCCGUCGUCGCAGGGGAAAAGGGAGGGGGGAGGAUGCCCGAUCAGCCACACGCUGCGCCACGCGCCAGAGUUGACCCCUGAGUCCUUCAGCGGAUUCCGAUGUCACGACGAUAGCGGGAGCUCCUCGACGACGACGAUGGCUAGACCACCGCCAUCUCGUGCUCUCUUCGAGUACGAAGCGAGUCACAACGCUAUCGUCUGCGGCCCCUGUCGCAUUGGGAUCCCGGCCCGUCUGAAGGAGCGCCACCUCUAUGAAACACAUGGGAUCCUCAACUCCGCCGAAUGCCAGCGACACCUAGCAGCCAUCCCGGACGGGACCGCCCCGCUCUACGACCACUCCGACUUUACACCCCUCCCAGACGGUUCCCAACCGUUGCCGUCGCUCGCGAUCCACGAUCUCUGGAUAUGCGACACGUGCGGAUUCCGGUCCAAAAGUGACCGACUGGUCAAGAACCACAGCCGAGGGAAUCACGACCACGAUCCAUCCCAAGCGCAGAAGCUAGGAAUCCGUCGGGUCCAGGGCCAGCGUUGGCUUGCGCAUUCCAAAUUCUCUCGCUGGUGGACGACGUCUCCGCCCCGGCCCCAGCCCCAGGAAGUCCUAGCAAUCCGGCCGUUGUCAACACCAGAGCAACCACCCCAGGAGCAACGGCCUGCUCCGGAUGUACCGCGUCCCCUAACGAUCGAACCCACCGAUUCACCAGCGCCUCCUUAUGACGGCGAGUUCGAUCUCGGUGGGGACGACGAUAUCAUCAUCGAUCUCCCCGGACCCGUAAGCGAUGAUGACCCACCCAUCGUAAGUCCAGACCACGACCAGCCAUCGAGCCCAGGCCCUCUAGUAUCGGAUGGUGUUCCAAACUCGCCUUCCGCCCCUUCGCCUACAUCCGACGCUACGCGUCAGUACGCCGCCGCCCGUCCACCGCCAGUAUGGAUUACCGAGACCCUCAACGACGAGAACGGGAUCCGCCACUCCCAGAGACACGACCCCGACCGUGCGCCAGAUAUCGCCGCUGAGUUAGGCCUAUUCGUCCUCAGUGAGCGACAUAAGCGAGAUGAUAUGACUCCGUGGCUCAGCCACACGGGUUGGCUACUAUUCUUCGACGGGCGUCGGCUCCCCGCGAUGGCUGCACUAGCCGGAGAGCCAGGGAGGCCACAGCUAUUCGGACAGCUGAUCCCGUUCUGGGGUGGCGUGAACACCAACCUCUCCGACACUCAGAGGAUGCAUAACCAAGCGCUCAGGCACAUCGUCGCAUCAUUCGACCGAACGAUAGACCGGGCGCUUCACACCCUAGAGACUACGCGACCCCCGAUCCGUGCCAUCAUGCGGAACGGCCGAGGAGGUACGCCACGGAUAGACCGGCGGCUCGAUCGCCUUGAGAACGGUACCGAGGAAAAGUAUAUACGGCUCUGGCGUCGGUUCCUCUGCUAUAUCUUCCGCGCUGCUCCACUGCCUCGGGAUGAGCAUGAGGAAGUGCUCGGUCUCCACCUAGAUGACGAACAGUGGGGUGGGGUACAGCUGAUAUGGCGCCUCCUGACCCAUGCCCUAGGGCAGGGAUCCUAUAUCACCCCCGUGAACUUCCCCCUAAAUUAUAUUCCAUACCGGCCCCAGCUUGGGGCCGAGUAA